GUUCCUCCUACAUACUGAUUAAGCCCAAAUCCUUCAAGGGCACAUUUUUAGCCCACUAGCUUGGAGACGGGUUGACAGUCUGCUGGAGACUCCCAUCUACCAACAAAUCAGUACUGUUCUAAUUUUCCGUUUGAACAGCUCCAUUAUUCCUUUACCUUGUUCUAUAGAGAACCUCAAAGGUCUUUCUGUUGUUUGUGCGGAAUAGUAGCUCGGAAUGGACGGAAAAGCCCUCCACUUCAACGGCUUACAAGGGUCAAACAGCAGCUCGUUCUGGAACAUUAAGGGUUUUGAUGGCUCCAAGAGAAAGCGGGAGGACAGGAGAGUUUCCGUCAACGAAUUCCUCCAUGAAUACGGGCGUAAAGUGGAGGAAUCCGUACUGGGUCCCGGAGCCGGGUUUGGUGUCGGAUGUGGUGUUGGUUUGGGGCUGGGAGUGACCGGAGGAGUCGGUAUUGGUGGGUCGAUGUGGAAUCAUCUGAGGAUGGCGUUUGGUGUUGGGAUUGGGUGCGGUGUUGGUGUGGGCAUUGGUUAUGGCCAAGGGCUUGGAAUUGGUGCCUCGCUUGAUUCAAUAAGAUCUCGUCUAUUGCCGCUAAAGAAAGUGAAGUCCAAGAAAACCAUUCUACUUCCUUAUUGAUAUGCUUAUGAGAUAUUAUAACUCUUGCUCUGUUUUGCUGCAAAUUUUUGUUCCAAAGAGAAGUUGGCGAGUUAAAUGUACUCUAUAUCAGUUCUGGUGACUUUGACCUUAAAAGAACUUUUCAAAUUUUCAUGUGUAGUUUCUAUUCUAAUUAUUCUAGUGUCAUUUGAUCCUCAGUGGUUGAUGGUGUUAGAGAUAGUUUGUCUGCUGAAUUUAGUGAGAUAACCCCUGUAUGCAGAACUGUUUUUAGUCUUCAAGCAAGCGAUUCAGAGUUUUCAAACAGAAAUGAAAGGGGGCUUCCUUCAAUCCAACCAAUGCUUUGCUACCC
Molecule: messenger RNA, 959 nt
Organism: Oldenlandia corymbosa var. corymbosa
Lineage: Eukaryota; Viridiplantae; Streptophyta; Magnoliopsida; Gentianales; Rubiaceae
Source: the annotation of a GenBank genome assembly